AUGCUCCUCAACGACCGAGAGUCCUACAUAAUCAGCGAGGCUGUCAGUCUAAAGUCCUUACUGGCGAAGGUUAACAAAAUUCUGUCUCAACUAAAGAAGGAAAAAGUCAUCACCGUCAAAGACUGGUAUAUGGAAAAACGCACAGAAAUGUCAAUGGCGAGAUUCUACGGUCUUCCAAAGGUGCACAAGCCAGAUGUCCCCCUCCGACCAAUCGUCUCACUCCGAGGCACACCCACAUACGGGCUCGCAAAUUGGCUGUUUCAGAAGCUAAGAUUCCUAACCGCCGGCUCACAAACAACAGUACACUCAGCAGAGCAAUUCCUCGACAAAAUAAGGGCGGUCACGAUCGAACCGAAUGAGAAGAUGGUGUCAUUUGACGUCGUCUCACUCUUCACGUCCAUACCGCAGGCCCUUGCGGUCGAGACGCUCGGUGGCCUGCUACGUCAGAAUUACGACGAGGGCGAUGGCCAGCCCACAGCUCAAGAUUACAAAGAACUCAUGGGGCACUGCCUUAAGACAUUUAGGGGAUCACAUGAGCAAAUUAAGGGCACUCCGAUGGGUCCACCAAUCUCCGGACUCAGUGCCGAGGCGGUUCUGCAAAAAUCCCAGAAACGACUGUUCGAGGAAUACAAACCAAAGUUUUGGGCGCGCUAUGUUGACGAUACCUUCGUAAUCAUCGAUCAGGAUACUAUGAAGAGCUGCUGA
Molecule: messenger RNA, 705 nt
Organism: Spirometra erinaceieuropaei
Lineage: Eukaryota; Metazoa; Platyhelminthes; Cestoda; Diphyllobothriidea; Diphyllobothriidae
Source: the annotation of a GenBank genome assembly